Melitaea cinxia (Glanville fritillary) is the source of this 3605-nucleotide messenger RNA. Its product is annotated as ATP-dependent translocase ABCB1-like. Gene Ontology annotation, biological process: transmembrane transport. Lineage: Eukaryota; Metazoa; Arthropoda; Insecta; Lepidoptera; Nymphalidae. Gene Ontology annotation, cellular component: membrane. The record is from RefSeq and is a predicted model, not a curated record. Gene Ontology annotation, molecular function: ATP hydrolysis activity; ABC-type transporter activity; ATP binding. The coding region runs from base 1 to 3564 and encodes 1187 amino acids. The transcript has 22 exons.
AUGAUUGAAAAUUUAAAAAGUAUAAAAAAGAAUCGGACCAUAAUUGUUCCUAGUAUAUCAUAUUUUGCAUUGUUUAAAUUUGCUACGAAACGGGAUAAACUGCUCAUUUCAAUUGCUUUUAUAAGCAUAUUUAUAGCAGGUUUAACUAUGCCUUACAGCAUAGCAUUAGUGGCUAAUGUGUUUCAAAGUAUGAUUGACUACGCUAAAUCUAAUAAGGAUCAAUUCUAUACAAGACUUUUUUUAAAGUCUAUGCAACAGUUUGGAAUAAAAUAUACGUGUGUUGGAGUUUUGCUUUUGAUAAGUGGAUAUUUGGGUUCAGCUCUAAUGAAUGUGGCAGCGAUAAAUCAGAUUUUUAAAAUAAGAAUUUCUUAUCUGCGAGCUGUUUUAAACCAAGAUUUGGUCUAUUACGAUUUGCAUCAAACUGGCGACUUCGCUUCGAAGAUGGCCGAAGAUAUGAUAAAGGUAGAGGAAGGUAUUGGAGACAAAGUGUCAGCUUUGCUAUAUAAUAUUGCAGUAUCAAUCAGUUGUAUUGUGAUGACUUUAAUGAAGGGAUGGAAACUAGCUUUACUCUGUCUCAGUACUGCGCCGAUUACUUUUCUGCUCGUGGGAUUAACUGGCGCGAUAUCAAAUCGUUUGUAUAAGAAACAGGCUCAGGCUAAAGGAGCAGCUAACGCUGUCGCUGAAGAAGCUCUAAGUUCUAUUAAAACUGUUUAUGCGUUUAACGGUCAAGAGAAAGAAAUAGAACGUUAUAGGCGAUCUCUCAUAGAUGCCAGAAGAAUCCAUAUACAGAAAGAAUUUUUCACCGGAUUGUCAAUGGGGUUUCUAUUUUUAUGUGUGUUCAUUUCUUACGCUUUGGCCUUCUACUUGGGUAUUUAUCUAAUAAUAAACGAGCCGGAUCGAUACAACGCUGAUGUUAUGUUUUCUGUAUUCUUCGGGGUAAUGACUGCACUGUCCUAUUUCGGUAUGAUAGGCAAUUUGAUGACUUCAUUAGGGUCAGCUCGUGGUGCAGGUGCUUCUAUAUUUUACGUAUUGCACAGUCGACCAAUCAUUAACCCCUUAUUAGACCGCGGAAUCAAACCUGAGUUAAUGGAGGGGGACAUUGACUUUAAAAACGUAUAUUUUGAGUAUCCUUCCAGGCCUGGAAUUAAGGUUUUAAGCGGCGUGAGCAUUAACAUAUUAAGGGGACAGUCAGUGGCUUUAGUUGGACAGUCUGGUUGUGGCAAGUCUACCGUCGUUGCUCUUAUAUCCAGAUACUAUGAUGUCGUUGAUGGAAGUGUUAGGGUAAACGGCUAUGACGUCCGUGAGCUGUCUGUGAGGUGGUUACGUGAUCAGGUCGGCCUGGUACAGCAGGAACCUGUACUGUUUAAUACAAGCAUACGAGAAAAUAUUCGUUACGGAUACAAAUUUGCUUCAAAUGACGACAUAUUAAAAGCGGCGCAAAUUGCUUACGCCCACGAUUUUAUCAUGAUGCUACCUGCUGGUUAUGAUACUUUGGUAGGAGACCGUGGUACCGCAUUAUCGGGAGGACAGAAGCAAAGGAUUGCUAUUGCUCGUGCUUUAGUGCGAAAUCCACGUAUUCUCAUACUUGAUGAAGCUACUAGUGCUCUCGACACUCUUUCAGAAUCUAAAGUACAGGAGGCAUUAAAUAAGGCUACAAAAGGACGGAUAACUAUAAUAGUAGCACACCGUUUAUCUACUAUACGAAAUGUAGACGUUAUAUACGUGAUGAAACAAGGACAAGUUGUAGAGUCGGGCAAUCAUGAAGAAUUGAUGAUUCGAAAGGGUUUCUACUACGAGAUGUUCAAGGCAUCUGAAUUAUCCAACUUAAGCCAACCUGACGUAUCAAAUGGGAUGGAAGCUGACGCGUCUCUUCAAAAUUUAUCGGAAAUGUCAAAAGUUAUUAUUAAUAGCAAGGAUAAAAUAUUGGAAAGAUCUAUAGUGGUUACUGACUCGAUGGCAAAUCACGAUCCAGAUUACUUAAUUAUUAAAGUUAAAACAAUAUCUUAUAUUUGUGUCUCUAUCGGCUGCGUGACGGGCUUUUCCCAUUUAAUUGAAACAUAUUCCUUUGGUAAAGCUGGUGCGUAUUUGACUGAAAGACUCCGUCUGCAGAUGUUUACACACUUUCUCUCUCAAGAUGUCGCUUAUUUUGACGAGCGUGCUAACUCAACGGGUGCUUUGUGUGCCCGGUUGUCUGCCGAGGCUGCGUAUGUUCAAGGUGCCACAGGUCAGCGGAUUGGUAUAUUGUUACAAGCCUUGGGGUCAGUCGGCUUCGCGCUGCUUUUAGCUGUCUGGUUCCAAUGGCGUGUCGCUCUCGUAGCCCUAGCGUUUCUUCCUUUAUUAAUUUUGGUCACUUGGCAGCAAGGUUUAGCUACGGAUAAAGAAUCUUCCGGAUAUGUCAAAUCCCUCGAAAAUAGUACAAAGAUAGCCGUUGAAGCGGUGUCUAACAUACGUACAGUCGCUAGUUUGGGUCGCGAGAGUUACAUCGUACAACAGUAUGCAGAGCAACUGUCGCAUGCGACGUUGCCAGCUCGGCGCGCGGCACACUGGCGUGGGCUUAUGAACGGUCUCUCUAAAUCCAUCUUCAACUUCGUAAAUGUUGCCGCUCUUACUUAUGGUGGUCACUUAAUCGCUGCUGAUGGGACUGCUUACCAGAACAUUCUUAUUGCAACCCAAGCGUUGCAAUUGGCUUCGUCUCAGGCUCAAAACGCAUUUGCGUAUGCGCCCGACUUCCAAAAGGGUAAUAAAGCUGCAACAAGAAUCAUUGAGCUGCUUAAAACCAAGCCUAAGAUUACGAAUCCUGACAAACCAGUGGAAAGCUUUAAAGCGACAGGAGAUGCUUGCCUAAUUGGAGUAAGAUUUAAAUACCCAAGCAGGCCAAAUACAAAAGUUUUGCGAAACUUGCAUUUAAAGAUAAACCGUGGUAAAACAAUCGCAAUAGUCGGACAGAGUGGAUGCGGGAAAAGUACUAUAAUUCAACUCCUUCAGAGGUAUUACGAUCCUGAUGCGGGUAAUGUUUUUCUAGAUGAUAUUACUCUUGAUAAACUACGCUUAAGCGAUGUGCGUGCUAGUUUCGGGUUAGUGUCCCAAGAACCAGUACUUUUCGACCGCAGUAUACGUGAGAACAUUGCUUAUGGAGACAAUUCAAGGGUGGUUCUGGAAGGCGAAAUAAUUGCUGCGGCAAAGCAGGCGAAUAUUCACGAUUUCAUUGUGUCAUUACCAAUGGGAUACGAGACCGAAAUAGGAGCGAAAGGCGUACAGCUAUCUGGGGGACAGAAGCAAAGGGUGGCGAUUGCUAGGGCUUUGAUUCGACAUCCAGCUAUACUAUUACUUGACGAAGCUACAAGUGCCCUUGAUAACGAAAGUGAGAAGGUAGUUCAAGCGACGCUACUGGGCGCGAGGGCGGAUCGCACGUGCGUUCUUAUCGCGCACCGACUGAGCACCGUGCGAGACGCGCAGGAAAUAUGCGUGCUCCGCGCAGGAAGAGUCGCAGAGCAAGGCACUCAUACUGAGCUUGUGAAACUAGGGGGACUGUACUCUAACCUACUCUCGAAAGGCUUUAAAUAAAGAUUUGUAAUGUUUUCUAUUAAAGUCGUUUAACAUUUUUA